GCCACGCCCAGGCGUCCAUUACGUCUCUACGUGGACGUAGAAAGGGGGAGGGGCGUGUAAACAGAGAGAAUCCCGAACAAAGACGAAGCGAAUUUACUUCAACCGAUAAAUCGAGUGCAUUAAGAUCCUUUGCAGAUUAUCAUCAUGCCGAUUCGCCGUUCAGCUGCGGCUCCUCCCAAGGAGGACACGCCCCCAGCUCCAGCACCUGAGUCAGAGGCCAAAACCAACUCUGGUGAGUCCACGUCUGCAGAGGAGGAGCAGAAAGCAGCCCCGGCAGCUCCAGAGGGAGAGGAGAGCGGAGACGCAGGAGAGAAGUCCACCGAAAACGCUCCAGAGGACGGAAAAACUGGAGAGGACGGAGAAACUGCGGAGGGGGAGAAAUCGGAGAAGAGCGGAGCAGAGGAGCAAGGGAAAAAGAAGAAAAAGAAGGAUGCUGCAAAAAAAGCUGAGGAGAAGGAAGGAGGCGAUGAGAAGAGUAAAAAAGUGAAAAGGAAAAUCCCUUCUUGGGCCACUAUGUCCGCCAGCAAACUCGCCUGUGCCCCAAAAAGCGUUUCUGUGUCACAGCCCAAAGUGGAAGAAAUCCUCCUUGAUGCUAUUCAGAACUGUAAGGAGCGAUCCGGCGCUUCUAUCUUCACCAUUAUGAAAUACGUAACGAAGAAAUAUUCCUCCAUGGAGAUGGAUAAAAGGACGAAAAGCCAGUAUAAGAGGGCAAUGAAGAAGCUGGUGGAAAAAGGAGCAGUGAAGCAGCUGAAAGGAAAAGGCUUCUCAGGAAGUUUCACCAUCGGGAAGCUCCCUACCGAGUCCAACUCGAAGAAGAAGCCCUCAACCUCAAGCUUCUCAGGUACGAAGGGCGGGACGCUGGGUGAGGCUCUGCCGCUGAUCAUGACUCGCCUCUGUGAGCCCAAGGAGGCUUCGUACAUCCUCAUUAAGAAAUACCUGGAGCAGCACUUCCCCCAGCUCAACGUAGAGAGCAGGCCUGAUGUGCUUAAGAACUGCCUGCAGAGGUCUGUGGAAAAGGGAUACUUGGAGCAGAUCACCGGGAAAGGUGCCUCAGGGACCUUCCAGCUGAAGAAAUCUGGGAAUAAGGUCCUCCUGGGUGGUGGGCUCCUGGAAGAUGCGAUCGUCGCUGCAAUCACCGCCAUGAAUGAGCCCAAAUGCUGCAGCAUAAGCGUGCUGCGCAAGUUCCUGGUAGAGAACCACCAAGACAAGACGGCUUAUUUCAUCGUGGCAAACCUGAAGAGAACACUGCAGAGGUGUAAGAUGAUGGGCUGGAUGGAGCAGAUCACCGGUCACGGGCUCAGCGGAUCUUACCAGCUCAGCUACCCGUUCUACCCAAGCCCAGAAAUGCUGUUUCCAGAAAUGAUGGAAAAAAUCAAACAGAAGGAGAAAGAGAAGCUCAAACAGCAAAAGAGGAGGAGAGAGGAGGAAUCCGAAGAGGAGGAGGAAGAUGAAGAUGAAGACGAAGAAGAGGAAGAGUCAGAGGAUGAGGAGCCCGCUCCUCGUAAGAGGAGUCAGAAGAGGCCCGCGCCCAGAAAGCGUCAGCCUCCACCCAGAAAAAAACCCAAGACUACCAGCAGAAAGCCUGCGCCCGCUAAGAGACCGGCAGCUUCAGCUAAGAAAACCUCAGCCUCUGAUAACAAAGCGGCAUCCAAGAAGAUACCUCCACCCGCUAAAGCCACGCCGGUCAAGAAAGCCGCUCCAGCCCGAAAGCCCAAAACGCCCAUCGCCAAGAAGAUGACAAGCCGAGUGUCCAAGCGACCGACGCCCAAGAAGACGGCAGCCAAGAAGCAGGAAACGUCAUCUGCAGCGGAGUCUAAAUCUGCUGCUCGAAAGUCUCUCAGGGCCAGGAAGUGAUCUCCUAACGAUCCCACGGUCAACUGUAGCUCCUGUCACUGCAGUGCUUUGCUAAUUCUUUCUUUUUAAAAUCAUUUUAGUAGCUUCACUGUUCUCAAAGCCUCCUGUUAGAAAGACGUUUUUUUUUUUUUUUUCUGCAAUCCGUGUACUGUAGUGCUACAUAGAAGCAUUUCAGUUUUGUUUCUCUUUAUUUUAUUAUUAUUUUUUUUUUAAACGAGAGUUGUUGUGUUCAGAGUACGUUCACACUGCUGUGAGAACUGAUGUAGGUGCUGCCGUGUUGUCUUGACUGUGCACAUAAAGAUGAUUUUCGACUCGUUUGUCUUGGCGUAGGGAGAUUAAUUUCGUCUACAUCGUAACCUUUUCGUUCACGAUCAUGUUUCAACAGUGUUUGAGAAUUCUCCACUGAAGUAUUCACAUUUUCCGCCCUUUUUAAAGAAGGCUCUUUGUCGUUUUUGUGGAUUUACAGUAAAGUAGGGAAAUAGCAAACCUGGUUGGUUCUUUUGUUUAAAUUAAAGAGAUAAAGUUACACAUGACUGGUGCCUAGUUUUCAGUUUGACACUCAAUUGGGGCCAUGUGGGAUUUUUUUAAACUGUAAUAUAAAGGUGAAUAUUUAUAUAAUUUUUUUCUUUGUGUAAUAAGGAAAAAAAAGUUGAAGCUUCCAUGAGUUAAAAUAAGUCGAAUACUAUGAAAUACACCCAGUAAAUUAACCCAGUGGUAUUCAGAUUUAGAAUAUUUGAUUUAAAUUGAGCAUUAAUUAUGGCCUGCAUGCAUGUAACUGAUUAUGCUUUUAUGUAGUCCUUAAUAAAGUGACUAUAUUUGUACUCCAAA
Molecule: messenger RNA, 2682 nt
Organism: Pangasianodon hypophthalmus (striped catfish)
Lineage: Eukaryota; Metazoa; Chordata; Actinopteri; Siluriformes; Pangasiidae
Gene: hp1bp3
Product: heterochromatin protein 1, binding protein 3
Exons: 12
Coding region: 145-1854 (569 amino acids)
Biological process (GO): nucleosome assembly; heterochromatin organization
Cellular component (GO): nucleus; nucleosome; chromosome
Molecular function (GO): nucleosome binding; DNA binding
Source: RefSeq, a predicted model, not a curated record